Molecule: messenger RNA, 2334 nt
Organism: Herpailurus yagouaroundi (jaguarundi)
Lineage: Eukaryota; Metazoa; Chordata; Mammalia; Carnivora; Felidae
Gene: ERICH5
Product: glutamate rich 5
Exons: 3
Coding region: 421-1617 (398 amino acids)
Source: RefSeq, a predicted model, not a curated record
AUCGCCUCCUCCCCCCUCCCCAGCUAUUUAGUGAUGAUUCAGAUGAGCCCUCCCAGUCCUUCGUUCUCUCCGGGGCAUCCUCCCUAUGCCUCUCUGAGUCUUUUUUCCUCUCCUCCUUGACCCCACCCUCCACCUCCUGCCAACCGGGCUCCCUGUUCCUGUCUUCUGCUUCCUCGUUCCCGCCAGCCCGGCCCCCUGGCCCCUUCCACCUCCCGGCGGCAACCUUCCCUCGCAGGUGCGCCCGGCACCCCCGCGCCCCGCUGUGCGCUUGCGCUCUGCACCCGCCAGAGCCGGGCCAGCCGCCGGAGAAGCUUCUGCGCCGCCGGUGCAGUUUGCGCGGGAUCCGAGCUCCUGGCCGACGCUCGCGCCAGGCUGGGACAGGUGGCUGCGCUCACCCACAAGGCCGCCCUUCUGCCCGCGAUGGGCUGCUCCAGCAGCGCCCUCAACAAGGCCGGCGACGGCAACAGGCUCCGCAGCGAAGAAAGCGAGUCCUGCUUUGCCCAACCCAAACCACAUACUCCGGGAAAAGAAUCAUCGACUCUUUACGGCAAGGUACAAAAGGAAAGUCCUCCUCCAUUAGAGAAGCUCAAGAUUUCAGCAGCAUCUACAGCUAAUGGUGUUAAAUCCCUCCGGGAACAGCCCCUGGCAGACGAUACUACAGACCCACCAGGACCUACAGAAGACGCUCAGCCUUUAGAAGGACCCAGGGAAUCUGAGCCACUUCAGCCGCAUGUCAAAGAUGAUACUCCCGGAGCAGGAGAGAAGAAUGACACGGAAGCAGUGACAGAGGCUCAGUCUUUAAAAGGAAAUGCUGAGACUGAAUCUGCAGGAAGAGAUACGAAGUAUCAGCCGUCGAGGAUCACAGGAGAGAGGGACUCUCCUGGAGCAGUGGAAGGUACUGAGAAUCCACAAACUGCCAGAGAGAUGAAACCUCUAGGAACAGAGGAGGAAGUUCCUCCUCUGGAAGCAGCUAGAGAGCCACAACCUCAAGAAGCAAUGGGAAAGUGUGAACAGACCCAGCUCCCAAAAACAGUUCCCAAGGAGAAUGAAUCUCCAGAAGGAUUGGAAGGGGGUCAGUUUGUGGAAAUGGCUGGAGAGCAGAAACUUCAAGAAACAUUGGGAAAAGAUGAGCAAUCCCAACUUCUAGAAACAAUUCCCAAAGAGAGUGAAUCUCCAGAAACAUUGGAAGGAAGCCAGUUUGUGGAAACAGCUGGAGAGCGGCAACUUCAAGAAACAGUGAUAAAAGAUGAGCAAUCCCAACUUCUAGAAACAAUUUCCAAAGAGAAUGAAACACCAGAAGUAUUGGAGGAAAGUCAGUUUGUGGAAACAGCUGUAAACAAUGAUUUGCUCCAUAAAACUCCUGAAGGUCUAGGAAACAUGGAGCAGAUUCAACCUGAAGGGAUAGUUGGAAGCAUGGAGCAUCCAGUGGGAAUUCUAGAAACAGGAGCUAAUAUGGAAACGGUCAGGAAAAUUCACACUAAUGAAGAGGACCAACACAUUGAAGGUGAGACAGGAGAAAAAGUUGAAACAGAGACGGAGGAUGAGAAAGUAAGUGAAGGGACUGGAACAAAAGAAGAAGAAACAGGGGAAGCUGUGGACGUUUCAGCAGCCAUGUAGAUGGAUGUGGUAGCAGAAGGAUGAAUAGGCACAGGUGUUGUGAUAGAAAAUGUAGUGAAGUGUGUGACUUCGGAUCUGAUUGUGUCUAUAAAUGUCUAUGUGUUUUAUACAAGGAGUAUGGUUAUCAUGUUCUUGAUUACAUUGUUCCAUAAAACUGCUAAGCUGUACACAGUUUUCUCAGGCACUUAGAAUAGUUAUACAUUUAGAACUACAGUAGCCACGGCCAGUAAGGACUAGGGUAUAGGAUCACUGAAGAGUGUGAGGGUGUUUUCUUCACUGUGGCAACACGUCCAUUCAGUUCAGAAAAUGACACCCUGAAAAGAAAGUAUAAACCUUAGGUGUAGGUGGCUGGAGAAAGGAGUUAAAUUUUAGGGAGCAUAUGAUAAUCAAGUAACACAGUUAUAAUUACAACGGGAUAAGAAUGAACAACAUCAGGGCAAACUAUAUCUAGUGGGUUUUUUUUUUUUUUAUUUCGGUUUUUUUUUUUUUUUUCUGUUGAAGAAUUUAAAGCUGGUAGGAACCUACUCACCUUAAGUCUGUCUACUACCAUAGACUCUUAUUUAUGUCGAAGGAGUGCAGUCUCUGGUGCUGUUGCAAGAUCAGGCAUUUCCACACUGAAAGGCUACACGUUUUUCCAGGUGCCAUUUUAAAUCAGUUGUUGAUUUUACACUUAUGUGAAGGGUUUCAUUGGUGUUAUCCUUUUAACUGACAUUAAAG